AUGGUGCGUCAGCUGCACGACGGUAUGAUGGCGCGAGUCACGGACAACGGAGCUGUCUCAGAGGCAUUCGCAGUGACCAAUGGAGUGAAGCAAGGCUGCGUACUGGCGCCUACCCUCUUCAGUCUUACUUUCUCUGCCAUGCUGAUGGACGCCUACCGCGACGAACGCCCAGGGAUCCGCAUCGCCUACAGGACGGACGGUCACCUCCUGAAUCAACGGCGGAUGCACUUCAAAUCGCGCGUAUCCACAACCACCGUGCACGAACUCCUCUUCGCCGACGACUGCGCCCUGAACACCACCUCGGAAGAGGAGAUGCAACGCAGCAUGGACCUGUUCUCCGCCGCCUGCGAGAACUUCGGUCUGGUCAUCAACAUACAGAAGACGGUGGUGAUGCACCAACCGCCACCCAACUCGGCCACAGCCCCCAACGCGCCGCCGCAAAUCAGCGUGAAUGGGACCCAACUGCAAGUGGUGGAGAACUUCCCGUACCUGGGCAGUACUCUCUCCCGCAACACCAAGAUUGAUGACGAAGUCGCCAACAGGAUCUCGAAAGCCAGUCAAGCCUUCGGUCGCCUCCAAAGCACAGUUUGGAAUCGUCAUGGUCUCCAACUGAGCACCAAGCUGAAGAUGUCCAAGGCCGUCAUCCUGCCGACACUACUGUAUGGAGCGGAGACUUGGACGGUGUACGCAAAGCAGGCACGUCGUCUGAACCACUUCCACCUCAGUUGUCUUCGUCGCAUCCUGAGGCUGAAGUGGCAGGAUCGAAUCCCCGACACUGAUGUGCUGGAACGGACAGGAAUCCUCAGCAUCUACGCCAUACUGAGGCAAAUUCAGCUGCGCUGGAGCGGCCACCUGGUGCGCAUGGAUGACGAGCGACUACCCAAACGACUCUUCUACGAAGACGUCGCGACGGGUUCUCGCCGUCAAGGAGGCCAGAUUAGCCGUUACAAGGAUACCCUGAAGUCCUCCCUGAAAUGCCUGCAAAUCAACCCCACCAACUGGGAGGAGCUCGCACUCGAUCGACCGGCCUGGAGGAGGACAGUGAAGACAGGCGCUGCGAUCUACGAAGCCGACCGCAUCGCUGCCGCCAAAGCGAAACGUGAAGCCCGCAAAUCACAACUUCGCCCAGUAAGCAACGCCGCCGCACAACCGCUUCCAACGUGUCCUCGAUGUCAACGGACAUUCCGGGCUCGAAUCGGACUUGUUGGACAUCUUCGGAGUAACUGCGCCUCUCGAACGGCACCAACCAUCGUCCCCCCGCCUGCCUCUUCCUCCUCCUCUCCGCCGCCAACUAACCCUGACAAUUCUCCUGACCCAUCACUUCCACCAUCCUCCUCCUCCUCCUCCUCGCCCACUGCUCCAACGGCGGCCGCUCAGGCGACUGUCCCGCGCACAGCAACCGACACUACCACCACCUCCCCCGACUCCAGGGAUGAGAAUCAGGACUACACCUGCCCUCACUGCGACCGUACCUUCACCUCACACAUCGGUCUGGUCGGUCACUUGCGAAUCCAUCGCACAGAGACUGGCGAACCAGUGCGUGAAGCACCAACCUACACCCACCGCACUCGCCUCCACUGCCCACACUGCCCUCGCAGCUUCAGGCAUCGCAUGGGCCUUUUCGGCCACAUGCGCAUCCACGAGAGCGGCCUUGACCGCACUCCCGACACACCCACUACAUCCAACACAUCCACCGUGCACACCCCCACUCUCGUUCCAUCCGUCCGCGACACCACCACCACCGCCGCCUCCUCUGUAGCUGACACUGACACCGCCGACUUCUCAUGCCCACACUGUCCACGCACAUUCACCUCACGCAUCGGCCUAGUCGGUCACUUGCGAAUCCAUCGCACAGAGACUGGCGAACCAGUGCCUGGAGCACCCAUUUAUACCCACCAAGCUCGUAUCAACUGCCCACACUGUCCUCGCACUUUCAGGCAUCGCAUGAGCCUAUUCGGCCACAUGCGCAUCCACGACGACCUGCGGUAG
Messenger RNA from Spirometra erinaceieuropaei, 1989 nucleotides. NCBI's taxonomy places the organism in Eukaryota, Metazoa, Platyhelminthes, Cestoda, Diphyllobothriidea, Diphyllobothriidae. The record is from the annotation of a GenBank genome assembly.